CUGCGCUUGCGGUUGCAAAUUGUUUGGCGCGGCGUUAUUUUAUUUUACAUUAAUUUUGUGAAGAAUUAUGAAUUAAACAGUGAAUAAUAGAAAUUAUGGCUACAGGAGAAUCUUUUUUGUCAUGUGCUGUGACUGUGGAGUGGACAACCCCUCAAGGAUCUAUAUUGAGAAAGGUUGCUCAUAAAACUGCUUCACUUCGCCUAAUUCGCAAUGAAUUUAGAGAAAUGUAUAUGGAAAUAUCAAGUGAUAAAUCUGCUAAUAUUCGUUUAGCGUUAAAAGGUAUAAACGUAUUUAAAAAGUUCAUGGCCGAAGGUAAAGCAAGUGUGAAGUUUCAAGAAGUAGGUUGUACGCUUUUCAUCUCCAAUGCACCACCAACCAAUCUUGUUACAUUUUUACGAACAAUUUUUGUAAAAAUGACUGGUGACAAAGAGAAGAAAACUGAUACAAUGCCAUCCAAACAAGGCAUGCGGGCCAAACUAUUGAGUGGUAAAGCUCAAAGCUUUGAAGAAAUUAGUCCGGUAACAGUGGGUGAUUUGCAAACCGCGAAAAGUAAAAUACCUAAGUCUACACUCACUACUCCAUCACCACCAUCAAAGAAGCGAAAAGCUGAAGACCCAGCUCGAGGGCCAGCUCCUAAGAAAUUAUAUUCACCAUCACCACUAACAAACACUAAUUCUUUAAACCCUGAACAGCAAAGGGUUCUGGAAGCAUGUGUGAGUGGGAAAAAUGUAUUUUUUACGGGUUCUGCUGGAACUGGAAAGAGUUAUCUGUUGAAAAGAAUUGUGGCAGCCCUUCCACCUGAUGUUACAAUGCCCACAGCAUCUACAGGUGUUGCAGCUUGUCAUAUUGGUGGAACCACUCUUCAUGCCUUUGCAGGUAUAGGAGAUGGUAGUGGAUCACUUGAUGUGCUUAGAGAGAGAGCUACCAAACUUACUAUGGUGGCCCAGAAAUGGAGAAAGUGUAAACAUCUCAUUAUUGAUGAAAUCUCAAUGGUGGAUGGAACUUUCUUUGAGAAAUUGGAAGCUGUUGCAAGACAUGUGAGGAAGAACGAAAAGCCCUUUGGUGGAAUACAACUCAUAUUGUGUGGAGACUUUCUACAGUUGCCACCUGUAGUGGACAAAGGAAAGUCUGAGAAGAGAUUCUGUUUCCAAACACAGUGUUGGGAAAGAUGCAUUGAUCUAUGUUUUGAACUCAAAGAGGUGCACAGGCAAACAGAUAAGGAAUUUAUAUCCAUUCUCAACAGUAUAAGGAUUGGUCGAGUCACCAAAGAAAUAAGUGAAAAGUUGAUUGGGACUGCCAGACAGAAGAUUGAAAGUGAUGGCAUAUUAGCUACUAGAUUAUGCUCACACACAAAUGAUUCAAAGUUGAUAAAUGAUUCAAAAUUAGAAAAUUUGAAAGGUGAAGAGAAGGUGUUUUCAUCUCAAGAUAGUGAAAAUUCAACUAAAUUACUUGACAUGCAGACUAUAGCACCUUCCAAGUUGGUACUGAAAGUAGGUGCUCAAGUAAUGUUGCUAAAGAAUAUUAAUGUUAAUGCUGGACUAGUCAAUGGUGCAAGAGGAGUGGUAGUUAGAUUUGAAGAAGGGUUGCCGGUGGUAAGAUUUAAGAAUAAAAAAGAAUAUACUGCAAGAGCAGAACGGUGGUUUGUCAAGAAUUCCAAUGGAUCUUUAAUAUGUCGUCGACAAGUGCCACUGAAUUUAGCUUGGGCAUUUUCAAUACACAAGUCACAAGGACUAACCCUGGAUUGUGUUGAGAUGUCUCUGUCCAAAAUAUUUGAAGCUGGUCAAGCAUAUGUAGCUCUCAGCAGAGCACAAAGUUUAGAAACACUGAGAGUUCUAGAUUUUGACUCUAGACAUGUUUGGGCAAAUCCUAGUGUCCUGGAAUUUUAUCAGAAGUUUAGGCGUCGCAUCCAACAAAUGGAAAUCAUUCCACUGGGUAGGCCACUCGCUGAUAAAACCAAUAAAAAAGGAAAAUUGAGAGAAAUACUUGAGAAACAAUUGAAACAGAGAUAGAAAUAUCAUUUUACUGACUAUAAUUAUAUGCGGUAAAUUAGUACAUGUGGAUUUUAAUUUUCAAGUCCAAGACUGAACCUAUUUAAUCAUAAUGUC
Amyelois transitella is the source of this 2105-nucleotide messenger RNA. RefSeq names its product ATP-dependent DNA helicase PIF1 (gene Pif1). Bases 96 to 2009 code for a protein of 637 amino acids. The transcript is spliced from 3 exons. The record is from RefSeq and is a predicted model, not a curated record. NCBI's taxonomy places the organism in Eukaryota, Metazoa, Arthropoda, Insecta, Lepidoptera, Pyralidae. Gene Ontology annotation, biological process: telomere maintenance; DNA repair. Gene Ontology annotation, molecular function: ATP hydrolysis activity; DNA helicase activity.